This is a messenger RNA of Guyanagaster necrorhizus, 969 nucleotides long. RefSeq names its product alpha/beta-hydrolase. The transcript is spliced from 8 exons. Bases 1 to 969 code for a protein of 322 amino acids. Lineage: Eukaryota; Fungi; Basidiomycota; Agaricomycetes; Agaricales; Physalacriaceae. The record is from RefSeq and is a predicted model, not a curated record.
AUGUCGGUAGAAGACUGGCUGUCGAUUUUCGAUCCUUCCUCUUGCGUUCGUCGCGGCCUCUGCCCGGUUACUGAAAUCCGGAAUACCACUACCUUCGAGAGCCAUUCUCUGUAUUUCGAGCAACAUGGAACUGGUCCAGAGAAACUGGUCUUCGUCAUGGGGCUCAACAGCAGUUCAUUCGCAUGGGCCCUGCAAGUCGCACAUUUCAGCAAACUUUCUCAAUAUUCUAUCCUCGUCUUUGACAACCGCGGUGUUGGAUACAGCGGUGUUCCAAGAGGGCCUUUCACGACUAGUGCCAUGGCAGAAGACCUUAUCGCCCUCUUGGAUUACAUUGGUUGGAAGGAACCCAGAGGAAUACAUAUCAUUGGCUUGUCUCUUGGCGGCAUGAUAGCACAAGAGGUGGCAUAUCGCAUUCCAGAACGGAUUACAUCACUGACUUUGGGCGUCACCACUCCGGGAGGAUAUCCAUGGACCAACUUUCCGCCGUGGAAGGGGGUUAUAGGGCUCUUGAAGGCCACCUUCACCAAGGACCUCACCAUCAAGAUCCCCAUUAUACACGAUAUGGUUUUUACCAAGUCCUGGCUUGAAGACAAGGACGAAGAAGAUCCUGGUCGGACCAACAGAGAGCGUGAAACCGAGGUACUCAGGAAACGCAUGGAUUUAACCAAGCCACAAACUCUUCUAGGAACUAUAUAUCAGAUGUGCGCCGGUCUUACUCACCAUGUUACUCCGGAUCGGCUGCGCAAAAUUUCUUCGUCCGUCCCUAAGGUUAUUCUUGUCACGGGAGACGAAGAUAACUUGGUAAAGUCUGAAAACACGUUCUACCUCAAGCGGUACAUGCCUGAGGCGGAGGUGGUUCAAUGGCAGAACACUGGGCAUGCCAUUCACUAUCAGCGCCGACGUGAGUUCAAUGCUUUAAUUGAACGGGUGGUCAAGGAAGGUCGGGAGAAAGUCUUGCAGCAAGACUAG